This is a messenger RNA of Camarhynchus parvulus, 1074 nucleotides long. RefSeq names its product UDP-glucuronosyltransferase 1-6-like. The record is from RefSeq and is a predicted model, not a curated record. Bases 1 to 1074 code for a protein of 357 amino acids. The transcript has 2 exons. Lineage: Eukaryota; Metazoa; Chordata; Aves; Passeriformes; Thraupidae. Gene Ontology annotation, molecular function: UDP-glycosyltransferase activity.
AUGGCUUUGAGUCUUUGCUGUGCCUGGAUUUCCAUCCUCCUCCUCCUCCUGCCCAGCCUCUCACACGGAGGGAAGCUCCUGGUGGUGCCCAUGGUGGGAAGCCACUGGCUGAGCAUGCAGGAAGUGGUGGAGAAGCUGAGCGAGAGAGGACACGAGGUGGUGGUGCUGGUUCCCGAGGUGAGCUGGCAGAUGGAGACCACGCAGGCCUACAAGGUGGUCACGCACCCAGUGAGCCAGACCCUGGAGGAACUGGAUAACUCCUUCCAGGAAUACGUGGCUGUGCACCUGACGCAGAAGCCUUUCCCCCUCAAUGCCCUGGCCAUGUACAAUACCUCAGUGCAUGUUUUCAACAGCUUCUUUGGUCAGUGCAAGGACCUGUUCCGCAGCCAGGAGACCCUGAGGUUCCUCAACCAAAGCGGCUUUGAUGCCCUCCUGACGGAUCCGGCCUUCAUGUGUGGAACCAUCCUUGCCCACCAUCUUUCUCUUCCCUUUGUGUUCUUCAUGAGGGGAUUCCCUUGCAACCUGCACUUUGCAGCCCCACAGUGCUCAAGCCCUCUGUCCUACGUCCCAAGACUCUUCAGCUUCAACUCAGACCACAUGACUUUUUUCCAGAGGGUGGAAAACACCCUGAUUUCCCUCCUGGAGCUUGAUUACUGCAACGGUUUUUAUGGGGAAGCACUUAAGCUUUCCUCAGAAGUUCUUCAGAGGGAUGUGUCCCUGAUGGACCUGGUGAACUCCGCUGCCAUUUGGAUCCUGCGGUUUGACUUUGUGUUCGAGUACGUCAGGCCAGUGAUGCCCAACAUGGUCUUUGUGGGGGGGAUCAACUGUGCGAAGAAGAAACCACUGCCUAAGGGUCGGGCUCGGCGCUCCGCACGGCCCGCCCGCUCUGCGAGGCCCUCCCCCGCCGCCUUCGGGCCGGGGACGGCGGGCUCAGAUCUGCCGCCACCGAGGCGGCUCCCGGCGAACAGCGGCGGCUCCGAGCAGCCGCAUGGCGGCCACGUGGCGCUGGGGAGCCGGCAGCUCCCAGCGGCGAUAUUAAAAGCUGCGAUGGAGGGAUGGCGGUGCGCUGUCUAG